CCGGCCUUGGCAGCCAGCCAGAGCGCGGCGCUCGACGGUGGCAACAACAACAAUAGCGGCGGAAGCCGCGAGGGCGCGGGGCUGCGGUAAGGGGAAAAGGCGCGGGCGAGGCUAAGCGCGCCUUUCAGCGGAGGAGCCGCCAUGGGGGCCGUGCUGGGAGUCUGUUCUCUGGCCAGCUGGAUUCCAUGUCUGUGCAGUGGUGCAUCAUGUCUGCUGUGUCGCUGUUGUCCCAACAGCAAGAAUUCUACAGUGACACGUCUUAUUUAUGCCAUCCUGCUUCUUCUGAGUACUCUUGUUGCUUGCAUAAUGCUGGCACCAGGCAUGGAAGAGCAGCUGAAAAAGGUGCCUGGAUUUUGUGAGGAUGGCCUUCAUACUCGCCUGCCGCACAUGAAGGGCUUUGUUCACUGCGAAGCUUUGGUUGGAUACAGAGCAGUCUACCGCAUCAGUUUUGCCAUGGCUGUGUUUUUCUUCCUCUUCUCUCUGCUUACAAUACAAGUGAAGUCGAGUAACGAUCCAAGAGCUGCUGUGCAUAACGGGUUUUGGUUCUUCAAGAUAGCUGCAAUUGUUGGCAUCAUGGUUGGAGCAUUCUACAUUCCAGAAGGGCCUUUCACAAGAGCGUGGUUUGCUAUUGGCACUGCUGGUGCCUUCUGCUUCAUCCUCAUCCAGCUAGUACUGCUUGUAGAUUUUGCUCAUUCCUGGAAUGAAUCCUGGGUUGAAAAAAUGGAGGAGGGGAAUGCCAGGUGCUGGUAUGCUGCUCUACUGUCGUGUACCGGCUUGAACUACAUCCUGUCUCUCAUUGCUGUUGUGCUCUUCUAUGUCUUUUACACAAAGUCUGAUGGCUGUCCUGAGAACAAGUUUUUCAUCAGCUUUAAUAUGAUCCUCUGCAUUGCAGUCUCCAUCACCUCAGUCCUUCCAAAGGUCCAGGAACACCAGCCUCGUUCUGGCCUUCUCCAGUCCUCCAUCAUUACACUCUACACCAUGUACCUCACUUGGUCAGCCAUGUCUAAUGAGCCCGAUCGCAGCUGUAACCCAAGCCUUCUGAACCUCAUCAGCCAAAUAGCCACCCCUACUGCAGGGCCAGCAAAUGCCACUGCCAUCCCUUCUCCAGCUUCUGCACCACAAAAAUCCUUGCAGUGGUGGGAUGCACAAAGCAUUGUUGGGCUGGUUAUCUUUGUGCUUUGUCUCUUGUACUCCAGCAUCCGAUCUUCCAGCAACAGCCAAGUAAACAAGCUGACCCUAUCUGCAAGCGACACUGUCAUUCUGGAUGAUGCAGCAGGUACUGCCAGUGACGUUGAAGACGGAGAAAUACGGCGCGUCACGGACAAUGAAAAGGACGGUGUCCAGUACAGCUAUGCCUUCUUCCACUUCAUGCUGUUUCUUGCCUCCUUGUAUAUCAUGAUGACCCUUACCAAUUGGUACAGUCCUGAUGCUGACUUCAAAACUAUGACAAGCAAGUGGCCAGCUGUCUGGGUGAAGAUUUCUUCCAGCUGGGUCUGUCUCAGCCUUUACGCCUGGACCUUAUUAGCACCUCUUGUCCUUCCCAAUCGGGACUUCAGUUGAAAGACAGGAUGGAAAUGAUACUCCUCUCUGCUGAAAGCCAAAUGUUCUGUAUUGCUUCUGGGAGUUAAGGAUAAAACUCUCUCUCCUGCAACAUGACAGUGGAUAGAAAGCUGCUGACUCACCUAACGCUUGAUGCAAUAUCUAAAUGAUGUCUAUUUUGCUGUUUAAAGUCAAAGCUAGCUUUACUAUUAAUCUACUACAGCUGUGCAUUUUGAAAAUGCCUGUUGUGCAACGCUACACACGAUGUUGGAAGAUUUUUAAUGGAUGAGAAAGUAAUAUAUUUUAAAGUGCUCCUAAUGCUUCGGUGUAUGGAAGUGAAAGCCAUGCUGCAACUCUACAUUCCAUUUCAGAAAAACCUGUCCCCUGGGCAGACUUGUUAGAAGUAGAAUCUGUUGAUAACAGAAUAGCAUGCAAAUGUAGUGUAGUUAAUGGGUUGUUUAAAAUGGCAGUUUUUUAGAUUGUUCCUAGCAAUGAUAAAGACAAUAGAAAUCAUGUGUUCUGCUAAGGUCAUGUUUCCCAGUAAAUUUCAACUUGCAUGGUAUUCUAAAUAAGCUUUAACCUAGUUAUAUUAAAAUGAAGAUUUGCUAAAGUGCUGUUUUCUAAUAUGAAAAAGUCUUAUAAAUUCUAGUGUAUUGCUGUCAAUCUUGGCAUUUAAUAUUUGCACUAUAAACCUGUUUAAUUACAA
Molecule: messenger RNA, 2245 nt
Organism: Eublepharis macularius
Lineage: Eukaryota; Metazoa; Chordata; Lepidosauria; Squamata; Eublepharidae
Gene: SERINC3
Product: serine incorporator 3
Exons: 10
Coding region: 142-1560 (472 amino acids)
Cellular component (GO): membrane
Source: RefSeq, a predicted model, not a curated record